AUGAUUAAUUCCCUGCCAGCGAUCUUAGUCUGCCUGCAACAUUCAGAGUCUCGUCGUUUUUUUGCCACCUGCCCAGCUUACUCCACCUGCCUUGUUCACCGUAAAACCGACCAAGAUUCUCAUUCCUCACUUGCACCUUCUGAUGUUGAGAAUAAACCUGACAGUGUCUGGCAAAAUCCGGCAACACGAGUCAACAAGCACAAGCCGUGGAUAGAGACAUCUUACCAUGGUGUGAUCACUGAGAACAUGGACACGGUGCUGCUGGACCCUCCACUGGUAGCUCUAGACAAGGAUGCCCCGGUCCCCUAUGCUGGGGAGAUUUGUGCCUUUAAGAUCUAUGGUCAGGAUGCUCCAUUCGAGGCAGUGGUGUUGAAUCGCACAUCAGGGGAAGGAGUCCUGAGGGCCAGUAGCCCUGUGGACUGUGAGAGCCAGAAGGAGUACACAUUUAUAAUCCAGGCCUACGACUGUGGUUCUGAACCCAGCGGGGCCGACUGGAAGAAAUCCCACAAGGCAGUGGUUCACAUCCAGGUGGACGAUGUCAAUGAGUUCUGCCCUGUGUUUCGGGAGCCACUGUACAAGGCAUCGGUAACAGAAGGCAAGAUCUACGACAGCAUUUUGCAGGUGGAAGCUUGGGACCAAGACUGUUCACCCCAGUACAGCCAGAUCUGCAACUAUGAAAUUGUCACUGGAGGGACGCCAUUUGCCAUAGACCGCAAUGGUAACAUCAGAAACACAGAGCGGCUGAGCUAUGACAAGCAUCAGAGCUACAAGAUUAUGGUGACAGCCUUUGACUGUGGUCAGAAGAGAGCAAAGGAGGAUGUGGCUGUGCAUAUUGAUGUCAAGCCUGUCUGCAAACCUGGAUGGCAAGGUUGGAACAAGCGGGUGGACUAUGAGCCAGGGACUGGAAGCAAGCAGCUGUUUCCCAAGAUGCACUUGGAAACGUGUGGAGGUCCCCUGUCUGGCGUGAAGGCGAUGGUAGAGCUGCAGACCAAUCACAUCGGGAAGGGCUGCGACCGCGAAACGUACUCUGAGAAGUCUCUGCAAAAACUCUGUGGCGCAGCAUCAGGCAGCACCGACCUCCUUCCUGCCCCCAGCCCUUCCACAAACUGGACGGCGUCUCUGCUGACUGACAGUGGCCGAGACAGCGACCUCAUCUACAGAUUCGACGGGCAUCAGGCUGCAAAUGUUCCAGACCACGUGGUGCCCCAAAACCUGACAGACCAGUUCACCGUGGCAACAUGGAUGAAACACGGGCCCAGUCUGGGGCUCAGAGUCGAGAAGGAAACCUUACUGUGUAACUCUGACAAGACUGAAAUGAACCGCCACCAUUACUCUCUGUAUGUUCACAACUGCCGCCUGGUGUUCCUGCUCAGAAGAGAUUUCACUCAGGUUGACACAUUCAGACCCGCUGAGUUCCACUGGAAACUGGAGCAGAUCUGUGACAAAGAAUGGCACUAUUAUGUGAUCAACGUGGAAUUUCCUGCAGUGACACUAUUUGUUGAUGGUGUGACCUAUGAACCCUACCUGGUGACGGAUGACUGGCCGAUUCACACCUCAAAGAUUGAUACACAGCUUACUGUGGGCGCCUGCUGGCAAGGUGGUGAGGUCGCAACCCCGAGGUUCACCCAGUAUUUCCAUGGCAGCCUGUCAGGUCUUACAAUCCGACCAGGCCGCAUUGAAACCCAGAAAGUUAUCUCCUGUUUGCAGGCCUGCAAAGAAGGCCUGGAUAUUAACUCCCUUGAAAGCCUCGCUAAGGAUAUCAAGUUCCAUUUUAACCCCGCUCAGUCUGUGCUGGUGGUGGAAGGAGAGGAUCUGGACAGCAUCAACACAGCCAUGACCAAAGUCUCAUACAUUAACUCUCGCCAGUUCCCUACGCCAGGCCUCCGGCGGCUACACAUCACCACCACAGUACAGUGUUUCGGGGAGGACACGUGUCUCUCCAUCCCAGACAUCAAGGCAGUAGUUAUGGUCCUGCCGCCCAGUGAACCAAGAAUCACCAUUACAGGAUCUAAUCGACUCGUCAGGCCUGCCAGUGACCUGAAGGGCCCGCUGGGUGUGGCGCCCUUCAAAGAGCUUCACAUCACUAGCACAGUAAUGAAGGGGGACAGCUUCGGUGGAUUCCACAGACCAGGUGUGCUGGAGGUGAUGCAUAACCUGGACUAUUGUGAUGUGCUGGUAAUUGGCGAAGAACUGAAUCCUGAGAGGGAGAGUCUGGAGAUUCAUCACAGUGCUUUGUUGGGAAAACACCUAGAUGCCACCAACUCCACCUCUGGAAUAUCAAUAUAUGGUGUGGACUCCAUGGCCCACUAUGAGCAGGCGCUGAGACAGGUGCACUACAGGAACUGGCGACCUGCCACCCUGAGUGAGAGAAGGUUCAGACUCACCUGCUCUGAACUCAACGGACGUUACACCAGCAAUGAGUUCAGUUUGGAGGUCAGUGUUCUUCACCACUCAGCACCUGUGGAACAUGUCAAUCAUAUGGCUGCCCAGCCCCAGUACAUGAGACCCAUCCAUCACCCACUCAUGAUACACACUCUCAACUCACACAUGUCAGGAGCAGCACCUCCUGCAGCAACAGUAGUUAUUGUGGUUUGUAUCGCAGCCCUGGUGGUGAUUGUGGUGAUCGGCGUGUACAGGAUCCAUGCCACACAUCAGGAAGGGUCCAGGGAAGAUGAGGAAGGGGUCAAAGACCCGGAGGAAGACUGGGACAACUCUGCACUCACCAUCACUGUCAACCCCAUGGAGAACAUACAAGGAGCUCAGGCACUCGAUGGAGAGGUAAAAGAAGACGAACGUGAGGAGGAGGAAGAGGAUGAAGAACAGAUGGGAGGAAUGACAAGUGCUGAGUCAGACAACAGUGAUGAAGAGGAGGAGGAAGAAGAUGAGAGAGAAGAGGUGAAAGAGAGAAAGCAGAAGGGAAAACUAGAGUGGGACAGUUCCUCCAUAACAUACUGACUCAACAUAUUAACAUAGACAAAGAGUAUCAACACUCUUUACAUCUCUUUCUCUCUCGAUGUCUCUCUCUACCACGCACACACGUCAUCCUUCAUGUUCACUACACCAACAUAUAGUACCCACACAGAAACAAAAUCUCUGAUAGAACAAUCUGUUGCUGGAAAAAAAAAACACUUUGAAUCUUC
Micropterus dolomieu (smallmouth bass) is the source of this 3140-nucleotide messenger RNA. Its product is annotated as calsyntenin-2-like. Gene Ontology annotation, biological process: homophilic cell-cell adhesion; positive regulation of synaptic transmission; positive regulation of synapse assembly. Gene Ontology annotation, molecular function: X11-like protein binding; kinesin binding; calcium ion binding. The transcript has 18 exons. Lineage: Eukaryota; Metazoa; Chordata; Actinopteri; Centrarchiformes; Centrarchidae. Gene Ontology annotation, cellular component: postsynaptic membrane; cell surface. The record is from RefSeq and is a predicted model, not a curated record. The coding region runs from base 1 to 2955 and encodes 984 amino acids.